AUGUUCAUGACGCUAUCAUGGCGUUCUAUUGCCUCAUAUUUCUGCCUUCUUUGCAUCCUAAUCAAUAUCUUAUACUUUUUCUAUCCUGCGGGUAUUGCCAAAUAUUCCCUGCUUACCGACAAACUGCGCUCAUCUGAGCCGAAACUGCUUACUUUGCUAGAACGAUGGAUUGUAAUAACAUCGAUUGCCGAUCAUGCACCGAAUGCAGUUCUAAAACUUCUGGAACAACCAGACUGGCUUCUCGUUGUAGUAGCUGAUAAGAAAGGACCGAGGGAACAAUGGGCACCACAUCCGCGUCUGCAUUUCUUGUCGCUGGAGGAUCAAAUGGCACUGGGUUAUCGCAUAUUGCAGCACGUACCGUACAACAGUUAUACAAGGUCUUAA
Messenger RNA from Gongylonema pulchrum, 384 nucleotides. The record is from the annotation of a GenBank genome assembly. NCBI's taxonomy places the organism in Eukaryota, Metazoa, Nematoda, Chromadorea, Rhabditida, Gongylonematidae.